AGUCAGCAGCCAAAGUCCUCUCUGUCUCUUACACAGCCUCAGUCAGUACUCUGAGUCUAUUGAUCCUCAGUGCCUCUCGUUCUCACACCUGUCAACAACAGGCACCCUGGUCCUCUCCUGUCCAGCUGUCCCAGACCUCCAGCGGAGUGUGAACGUCUUUCUCUGCCUACCAACACCCCCCCCCCACCCCCCCCUUCUGCUUCUGACUCCGUCUGCCUGGCCUGGAACCAAAUGUGGAUGUUUUCCUCUUAGACCUACCCGUCUAGACCACCCCCCCCCCCGUGCUGUGACUUUCUCUCUGUCUAUCUCGCCACCAUGCUGCCUCGCAUCUCAGCCUAUCUCCUGCUUUCUCUCUGCCUCUCCUGGGGGAUGUCUGCUUCUCUGGUCAGGAACAUCACUCCUGAAGAGGAAGUCCCAGAAGCAGAAACCUUGUUCAAGGAUGACACCGUUGCUGCUGCUGUAGAUAUCCGGGUGGAGGCUGAUACCGGGGUGGCAGAUAGCCUGGUUGUUGAUGAUACUCCUGCUGCUGUAGAUAUCCGCGUGGAGGCUGAUACCGGGGUGGCAGAUAGCCUGGUUGUUGAUGAUACUCCUGCUGCUGUAGAUAUCCGGGUGGAGGCUGAUACCGGGGUGGCAGAUAGCCUGGUUGUUGAUGAUACUCCUGCUGCUGUAGAUAUCCGCGUGGAGGCUGAUACCGGGGUGGCAGAUAGCCUGGUUGUUGAUGAUACUCCUGCUGCUGUAGAUAUCCGGGUGGAGGCUGAUACCGGGGUGGCAGAUAGCCUGGUUGUUGAUGAUACUCCUGCUGCUGUAGAUAUCCGGGUGGAGGCUGAUACCGGGGUGGCAGAUAGCCUGGUUGUUGAUGAUACUCCUGCUGCUGUAGAUAUCCGGGUGGAGGCUGAUACCGGGGUGGCAGAUAGCCUGGUUGUUGAUGAUACUCCUGCUGCUGUAGAUAUCCAGGUGGAGGCUGAUACCGGGGUGGCAGAUAGCCUGGUUGUUGAUGAUACUCCUGCUGCUGUAGAUAUCCGGGUGGAGGCUGAUACCGGGGUGGCAGAUAGCCUGGUUGUUGAUGACACUCCUGCUGCUGUAGAUAUCCGCGUGGAGGCUGAUACCGGGGUGGCAGAUAGCCUGGUUGUUGAUGAUACUCCUGCUGCUGUAGAUAUCCGGGUGGAGGCUGAUACCGGGGUGGCAGAUAGCCUGGUUGUUGAUGAUACUCCUGCUGCUGUAGAUAUCCGGGUGGAGGCUGAUACCGGGGUGGCAGAUAGCCUGGUUGUUGAUGAUACUCCUGCUGCUGUAGAUAUCCGGGUGGAGGCUGAUACCGGGGUGGCAGAUAGCCUGGUUGUUGAUGACACUCCUGCAUUGGAGGAACCUGUAGAAGACACCCCAGUGGCCGAAGACCUGGUGGCCGACAAGCCUGUUGCAGAUACCGUUGUAGCUGGGGCAUUUGUAGCCAAGGAACCAGUUGCGGACUCCCCUGUUGCUGAUGCUCCGCUGGUAGACACCCCUGUCAUGGCAGACGAAGUCCCAGACACAGAGGCCCUCAUGGCGGACAUGCCAGUGGUGGAAGACCCUGCUUACAUGGAUCUGGAGACCCUUGUUAAAGAGUCCCGGAUAACAGAAGCCAUGGUUAAAGAGUUGUCUGCCCAGGAGGAGGAAGACCUCAUUAAAGAGACUGAGAUUCAGGACGCCAUCUUGAAAGAUUUGGCUGACCAGGAGGCCCUUGAAAAAGCGACGGAGCACAUUGAAGAGGCAGCAGAGGCAGAAGCAGAAGCUCCAGCGGAGGAUCCAGUCAGCCCUGUGGUACCUGUCGUCGAAGCCCAGGAAGAGGACUCUGACUGGGGCUUGGUUUCCAUCAGAGAGAGCCUUCAGGCAGCCAAUGGAUACUUUGGCUCCCUGGUGGAAUUGAUGGGGGGACGCAACGGAUUGUGUCAGUACAAAUGCAAAUACGGUAAGACACCUGUGCAUCGCGUUGGUUAUGUGACCCCAGAGCCCAAUGGUUGCAGCUCCGACCUCCUAGGAUUCCAGGUACCAGAUAGUUUUGACAUGGGCAUCCCAGCCAUGACUCAGUGCUGUAACCAGCUGGACAGUUGCUAUGACACCUGUGGCUCCGACAAAAACCGCUGUGAUUCCAAGUACCGCUCGUGUCUCCACGCUAUUUGCUCUGACCUGAAGAAGAGCCUGGGGCUUGUGUCAAAGGUCAAAGCCUGUGAGUCUGUAGCAGAUGCUCUGUACAACACAGUGUGGACGCUGGGAUGCAGAUCCUUCAUGAACAGCCAGAGGGAAGCAUGUCACUGUGAUGGAGAGGAGAGGGACGAGCUGUAGAGGACCAGGCUGGGACACUACACUACACAGCACUAGACCAACCUGGGACACUACCCAACACAACACCAACCUGGGACACUACCCAACACAACACAACACCAACCUGGGACACUACCCAACACAACACCAACCUGGGACACUACCCAACACAACACAAGACCAACCUGGGAAGAGAGGGACUAGCUGUAGAGGACAUGCAUGUACAUAGGACAAUAUCCUCUUGCAAGAAUCAUCAAUAGAAAAGGUGUAAGAAGCCAUCAGUCACUUGUAUCAAAAGGAAGGAUAAAGAAAGGACAAGCACUCACUUGAUUCAGUUGAACUUCAAGUCAACAUGGAUUCACACUAUAUAGCCACUCCUAUUUGUCAUAUCUUUCAUCUGAGUCUGGAGAAAAAUAAUUGUCCUCAGAACUGGAGGGAAGCCAAAGUAAUUCCGCCACCCAAGAAUGGUAAAGCACCAUUUACUGGUUCUAACAGCUGACCAAUAAGCUUGCUGCCGACUCUUAGCAAACAAUUUUUUAUUUUUUAAAUGGUGAUUGACCAAAUACAAUGCUAUUUCUCUGUAAACAAAUUAACAACAGACUUUCAGCAUGCUUAUAGAGAAGGGCACU
Salvelinus namaycush (lake trout) is the source of this 2924-nucleotide messenger RNA. RefSeq lists its product as uncharacterized. Gene Ontology annotation, biological process: phospholipid metabolic process; triglyceride homeostasis; cholesterol homeostasis. Bases 316 to 2316 code for a protein of 666 amino acids. Gene Ontology annotation, molecular function: A2-type glycerophospholipase activity; calcium ion binding. Gene Ontology annotation, cellular component: extracellular region. The record is from RefSeq and is a predicted model, not a curated record. NCBI's taxonomy places the organism in Eukaryota, Metazoa, Chordata, Actinopteri, Salmoniformes, Salmonidae. The transcript has 4 exons.